AUGGCCGGGUCUAGCACCAAAUUUACCCCGCCGCCUUCGCCGCCCUCUCCGACCGCUUCCUUUUACGAUGUGAGCGACGAAGAGGAAGACGAAUACAAUACCAUUGCGCAUGCCAAAUCGGGUAGGGGAGUUAAACUUCUCUUUUCCAAGAGCAAGGUCUAUGUCCAUCCUUCGCCCUCAUCAAAGGAUAACAUCCCCGGAUUCAUUGCCCUUAUUCAACAGAAGUCGGUUGCAGACCGUGGUCAUACACAGUCCACAUCAUCGGGAUCCUCCAAACAUGACGAUCCAGCGUCCUAUCUACUUGCCUGGGUACCCGAGUCAUCCCUAGGCGAUGCUUAUAGCACCUAUGUUAAGGUCGACCUAUCCGAGAGUUCAUCCCCUCCUCGACAGACAUACCUCGUGCCGCCGCUUCCAACGACAAGGUCACAUAAUGAUACGGUCGGCCUCUAUGCGUUUGCGGUGCCCCUUUCUGACGUAUACUCAUUACUCGUGCGGCCCCCAAGCAUCGGGUGGUGGUAUGGAAGUCUUGUGAUCAAUACGAAAGUUGGCGAUAGCUUCCCGGCUCUGUUCUUUCAUGACAGUGAGUGCGAAUCGACGAUCCUCCAGAAGAAACGAAGAACCAAAGAAAGCUUUGAUCCGUUUGGCGAGGAUGGAAGCAUGUUUUGGGGCGGUGAUGAGGUACUGAGAUGGUUGAGGCGAUAUGUUGAGGUACAGCGUUCAGCAGCUGAUCCUAGCGUCUAUCUCAUAAAUCCCUCCGAAGAAGACAAACUUUCAUUUGGCCGACCCUUAACUGCCGGUGGACCACAGAAGGCUCAGGAUAAAGGCCAGGCUGCUGCUGCUGCGUCGUCCCGUUCAGCCGCCCCGGCAGAACAUGAUGCCGGAAUGGAUCCUUUGACUAAGGCAUUGAAAGAAACGAGGUGGAAAGUUCUCGAGCACUUGAGUCGGAUAACUACCUUUACGAGGCGGACUGCAAAUGAGAUUGCAGAAAACCCACGGAUACCUCUACAGGUUCGGAGGUUAAUGAAGAACCCGGAAAUCCAAACUCUGCAAGAUGAGUUCGAAAGCGCAAGAAUAUACCUGGCCCGCUGGGCCAUGGGCAUUGCAGAGCAGAGCGAGCGGGAAAGGAACCAGCGCAUAUGGACUGCGCAGGAUGUUCUCGAAAGAGAGGAUAGUUCCCUUGGAGAGUUUGAGAUUUUAGAUUUGGAGACCGGUACCAUGAGUAUCCACGAACGCCGGAAGACCGUCACAAUGGAAGAGUGGAAUGGGUGGUUUGAUUCCGCUGGAAUACUUCAGGUGACAGUAGAUGAAGUGAAAGAGCGAAUAUUCCAUGGCGGGCUGGAUCCAAACGACGGCGUCCGGAAGGAGGCAUGGCUGUUCCUUCUUGGCGUAUACUCGUGGGACAGCAGCGAAGACGAGCGGAGAGCGAUAAUGAAUUCGAAACGGGACGAUUUCGUACGUCUGAAGGGUGCUUGGUGGGAGAGGAUGGUCGAAGGAUCAACAUCAGCAGAAGACCAUGAAUGGUGGAAAGAGCAAAAGGGCCGUAUAGAGAAAGAUGUGCAUCGGACGGAUCGCACCAUCCCGCUCUUCGCAGGCGAAGAUAUUCCCCAUCCAGACCCCGACUCUCCGUUCGCGGAUACUGGUACCAAUGUGCAUCUCGAACAGAUGAAGGACAUGCUUUUGACAUAUAAUGAAUAUAACCCUGACCUCGGCUACGUGCAAGGAAUGAGUGAUCUAUUGGCCCCAAUCUACGCGGUCAUGCAAGACGAUGCUGUUGCGUUUUGGGGUUUUGUUGGCUUUAUGGACAGAAUGGAGCGCAACUUUCUACGUGAUCAGUCGGGAAUGCGGGCUCAACUUCUGACUCUAGAUCAUCUUGUUCAACUGAUGGAUCCUCAGCUCUAUCUUCAUCUUCAGUCAGCUGAUAGCACGAAUUUCUUCUUUUUCUUCCGCAUGCUGCUGGUCUGGUAUAAGCGGGAGUUCGAGUGGUCGGAUGUACUACGUCUAUGGGAGACGUUAUGGACAGAUUAUCUGUCAAGCCAGUUCCAUCUCUUUGUCGCUCUAGCGAUCCUGGAGAAGCAUAGAGAUGUUAUAAUGACCCACCUAAAGCACUUCGAUGAGGUUCUCAAGUACAUCAAUGAGCUCUCAAAUACGAUCGAUCUCAUUAAUAUCCUCACACGAGCGGAAUCACUCUUCCGUCGCUUCGAAAGAAUGGUGCAAGCGAUAGACAAGAAAAAUAACUUCCCUGCUCCUUCGGUUCGCCAACGGAAGCCAGAUUCUAGCACCUCUGCUGAUAAUAAAGGAAAGUCACCGCAACGUGCAGUCACAACUGGAGCCAGCACCAGUAGUGUCAUUGCGCGGGCCAACGGAGCCGAACAAGAGCAGGUUAUCUCUCCCGAGUUGCGGCAACUCCUGAGCAGGGAUGUCAUCACCGUUGAUAAAAAAGACUCCCAGAAGCACAGUAAUAAUCGCAGUUGA
Molecule: messenger RNA, 2472 nt
Organism: Paecilomyces variotii
Lineage: Eukaryota; Fungi; Ascomycota; Eurotiomycetes; Eurotiales; Thermoascaceae
Product: putative GTPase activating protein
Exons: 5
Coding region: 1-2472 (823 amino acids)
Biological process (GO): activation of GTPase activity
Molecular function (GO): GTPase activator activity
Source: RefSeq, a predicted model, not a curated record